Pygoscelis adeliae (Adelie penguin) is the source of this 698-nucleotide messenger RNA. RefSeq names its product eukaryotic translation initiation factor 3 subunit B-like. The transcript has 2 exons. The annotation marks the transcript as partial. The record is from RefSeq and is a predicted model, not a curated record. Lineage: Eukaryota; Metazoa; Chordata; Aves; Sphenisciformes; Spheniscidae.
AGGGUGUAACAGCUCCAAGUGGUAUCUCAGAGACCGCGCCUCAACGCAUGGCCGGUGAUUCUUCCGAGAAGUCACAGAAGAGGAAAAGGAAGAGGAAUAAAUCAAGGAAGGGUCCUUCCAUCUCUGGGGAGCCGGACUCUCUGCCUCCUCUAAGCACAGCACCAGCUCAAGCCGCGGAAUUGCCUGAUACACGUGCUAUUGCACAAGAAACCCAAACCCCGGGCAGUGAAGUAGCCAAACCGGGUGCUGCUUUACUUGCUGGUGACAGUGGAGGCACACAUGAAAGCGACAGGGAGUUGGGUCACUUGGGAAAGGAAGCUGGAAGUCUGGAAGCGGUUGCAGAAGGCAGUCACAGCAGCGUAGGUGUGAUGACCCCACCAAAGCAGAGCAGCGCGCGUAAUGUGGCUGCCCCACCUCCGAGCUCUGCAGCCCCAAAGAAGAAGGUGGAGGGUGGAAGUACCACAGAGUGUGGGGAGGCGGUCGGGAGUAACGUGGAAGGGGGCAGUGGUGGCCCUGACGCUGGCCAGCUUCCAGAAGCCAGACCAGAUUCCCAGUCCUCGGGUAGCAGUAAGAAACUGGCCUCAACAGGAGAGCGAGCGAGCAUUUCCUCCGAGUUGUCUGCUGGUACGGGAGUGCCGAAAAGUAAGCCUGCAACUCCUUGUGCUGAACAUCGAAGUCAAGACACACAGACUCCACCU